Drosophila simulans is the source of this 2528-nucleotide messenger RNA. RefSeq names its product basic salivary proline-rich protein 2. The record is from RefSeq and is a predicted model, not a curated record. The coding region runs from base 344 to 2167 and encodes 607 amino acids. The transcript has 7 exons. NCBI's taxonomy places the organism in Eukaryota, Metazoa, Arthropoda, Insecta, Diptera, Drosophilidae.
CCAAGCCAUCGAUUGUGGCCCGGCAUAUCGAUACUACCAACAUGGCCGUCGAGAAAAAUUGAAGUGAACGCAACGCCGUGUUUUUCAUUUGCCAAUAAAACAUUAACAGCUCACGGAAUAUCGUAAAGCGUGCCCGCAAACGUCGCCAAAUCUUGUUGUGUAUGUUUUUGAAAUGGUAAAGUGUGUUGUCGCGUUCGCCAAACCGAAUCCGAAACAGUAAACCAAACCCUAACCGAUUGGGGGUAAUAAACAUUGAAACCCGAGUACAUAGAUACAUAUAUCUGUCGCGCGAUAUAUAUAUAUAUACAUAGUUGCCAGAGCGAGAGAAAUCCGAAAUCUCGCGAUGGCGUCGCGCAGGCGCGCCGAACUGAAUCCCAAACUGCACAUGGACAGGCAGCCGACAGCUGCCCGCAUAACAGAUCCCUCAUUACCCGCUGGAAAGCGACGCGAGAUCGACAACGUGAUGAAGAAGGCGCGCGCCAACACCACCAACGAUUACUGGGACAAGAAGCUGAUCGAGGCCGAGGAGAAGGAUCCAAACCGAUGGCGCCACACGGGCUACAAGAAGAUGUACAUUCAGGGGGAGAGCAGCUCUGGCGAGAGCGAACGCGACGGUCGCGAAGGUCGUGAGGGUGGAGCACCGCCCUACGGUCGUUAUCCGCCCACAGGUGGACCGCCGCCCGGUCCACCGCCUCCGUCGCAGCGUUACGGACGCUCCCGUUCGCCGCACUCGCGCAGUCGGUCGCGUUUGCGGAAGUCGCCACCGCUUUCACCACCUCCGCGUCGUCGUUCACCGCCAAUGGCUAUGCACAGUGGCAUGGAUCGCCGUGGUGGACCUCGCUCGCCGCCCAUGCCACGAUCGCCCAACAAUAGCCACGAUGCCCUCAUGCGUCGACCCGGAAACGGCCACGGCGGAAGGCCCCGAUCACCGCCGGAACCCAGUGGUGGCUCGUCGUCCUCGUCGUUGCGACGCAAGCCAAACGCGUCGCGUUCUCCGCUCGGACGACGCCGGUCUCCACCGCUUCCUCCGCCCUCGUCGUCGGUAAUGGAGAAGCGAGGUCCAGUCGCCCAUAUCCUGCCGCGCUCCAAGCGACCGCCAUCGCCACCACCGAGGCACUCGAUGCGUUCGCGAUCAAACAGCUCUAUGAGCACCAGCUCCGAUGAUUCCUGCUCCCUCUGCUCACCCAGUCAUCGUCACAGAUCUCGAUCCCGCGGUCCGCGCUCGCCGCCACCCAAGCCACGUGGCCAUUAUCGUUCGGGGGCGCCUCCGCCCCCUCCGUCGGAGUCACAUGGCCGUAUCCAUGGUCGCCCCACCACUCCACCGCCCGUGCGCGGAGGUGGAGGCAGUUCGGUUUCCGCCAUGGAGAAGUAUCGCCAGGCGAAGAUGCGUCACAUCGGGCACGAACGUGUCGCCUCGUCGGAAGCCCACAUGAAGAUCGCGCGGUCCUCGCGCCAUUCGCCUCCGCCGGAAGAUCCGCGUCUUAAGCACCGCCCGCCAGAGCCACCAGAGCCGGCGUCAGCGCCAGCUGCAGCACCUACAGCACAGGCAAAAAAGAAGAAGAAGGAAAAGGAGGUGAGGCCACGCAUUAAAAUUGAAGGUGAGAAACGCAAAAAACAUCCGAGCGGGACGUCCAGUGGCACCGGAGCUAACGCGGCAAACUCCUCCUCGGACUCGGACGAUUCGAACGGCUCGGACAGCGACGAGGUUGGCACGUUGCCCACAUUCUCGGCUACUACGCGGCUGACGCUCUCGGAUCGAUUCGGCAAAAUGGCGCAGUGGAGCAUCGAUCGCAGCAACAUGGAGAACAUGCGCAUCACCAAAGACUCCGCCGGUGGGGCCCUCAAAGUGAUGAUUGAGGAGGGCCUGGAGUCGCCGCCGCGUCGCUAUUCGUAUUCGCCGGCACCGGCCGGGCACUUUCCGGAGGAGUUGGCCACCACAGCACCGUCGGGAAUGCUGUCGUGGGACGAUGUGCGCGUCCGUUACGAGUACUACAAGAGUCGUGGCUACCUAAGAGACUUGGACCUGAAGGACUAUAUCAAGUGGGAGGAGUGGUGGUAUAAAUAUCAGGAAUGGUUGAAACAGGAACGCUACUAUGAGUACUGGGAUCGCAGUCAGCAAUUGCGCAGAAGGCGCAAAAAGCUGCCGGUAACUCAGCGCUUGAAUUGAGUGCCCCCAUCAUCUGAAUCAUUUCAUUAAUUCUUUUACUUCCCCACUUCCAAUUCAGCUCAUUUACUUGACCUACUAUUCCCUUCCUUUUCGUUGUAUCUUAAUCAUUUCCCCAUCCCACCUUUCCCGUUUGUACAUUUAAAAUGUAUGAAACUGCACUUGUCAACUUAUAUUUUGAUAAUCAAUAUAAUUAAAAGCCAAGCACCCGGAGAUGUUUGGCUCUUGGCCUCUGACAUCCUGCUGUUGGUGUAGGGCUUUCAUUAACACUGAACUUUGUAAGUUUUUUUUCGAGUGCAUGUUGUUUAGCACAACACACCCAUCAUAUACUUGUAAACGCAUUAAACAACAGUCGGUUCAUAAA